This is a messenger RNA of Linderina pennispora, 857 nucleotides long. RefSeq lists its product as uncharacterized. The transcript has a single exon. NCBI's taxonomy places the organism in Eukaryota, Fungi, Kickxellomycota, Kickxellomycetes, Kickxellales, Kickxellaceae. Bases 281 to 841 code for a protein of 186 amino acids. The record is from RefSeq and is a predicted model, not a curated record.
CGCUCCACGACUACGGUUGUACUUGCCACUUCAUAAGCCUACUGUAAUAGUUGGAAGAACAAUACCAAGAGUUAAACGUUCUUUGGUACGAAAUAUGAGCAUGGCUAUCGCAUCAGGAUGUCAGUUUACCGGUGGCCGUCACUGUGAAAGCUCACGGCUGCAGUUUGGAAUCCAGGUCCAUAAUUGAUCUGUUGCCAAUUAAAUGCUAGGCGAUUUCCGGACAUGGAGAUAACGACUGCGCUCAUUGAUUUCUAGUCUCGAUAUACUUCUCCCUCACAUAAUGUCUCCCAUAGACACGCAGCCCACACAGCUGCAGCGUAUCCGCCUCAACCCCUUUGAGCGUGUAGUCGCUCUCACUGCUGGAGCCUCUCUAAUCGGCGCAGUCGGCGGCGGUUACCUGGGUGGACAAUUGGCUGGCCGGCAGUACCUGGCUGAGCGCGCACACCGUCUGCCCAAGACCGCCGACGGCUGGUUCUUUUACCAGAAAUGGAAGAACUACCGAGUAACCUAUGGCGGCUUCAAGGGCGCAGUCAGAUAUGCGAGCAGGAUCGGCGGGUGCGUUUUGGCGUUCGCAACGAUUGAGGCGAUGGUCGAUCGAGCAGUGGGCGAAGCACAGGCAUUGAGCUCGGCGAUUGCUGGUGUCACGACUGCUCUCGGGGUGUCGCUGCUGGUCAAGCUCCCGCGGUCGAGUGCUAAGCGGGCUGGCCUUGCCGGGCUGGCGGUUGGGCUGACAAAUGGGCUGAUUCAGGACGGGCUUAGGUGUGCGCAGCAGCCGACGCCACCGUCGUACAUUUCCUGGCUAUCGAAACAAACAUCGCAGCGAUCAAAGACGGAAAUGUGAUUAAAAUGAAGUCUGA